Molecule: messenger RNA, 1413 nt
Organism: Mycotypha africana
Lineage: Eukaryota; Fungi; Mucoromycota; Mucoromycetes; Mucorales; Mycotyphaceae
Exons: 4
Coding region: 1-1413 (470 amino acids)
Biological process (GO): intracellular glucose homeostasis; glucose 6-phosphate metabolic process; glycolytic process
Cellular component (GO): cytosol; mitochondrion
Molecular function (GO): ATP binding; mannokinase activity; fructokinase activity
Source: RefSeq, a predicted model, not a curated record
AUGUCGCAUUCUCGUAGAUCCUUUUCUCAAGGUCCUGUCACCGGAACUGAUGCUCAAAUUGAAGCUGUCGAAGAAUUGAGAAACCAUCUUAACCUAUCAACAGAAGAAUUGAAGCAAUUCCGUGAUGAUUUACGUCACGAAAUGGACGUCGGUUUGUCUUCUGAUGACUCUCACAUGGAUAUGCUUCCUUCUUGGGUUUAUAAACAUCCUACAGGCCAAGAAACUGGCGAGUAUCUCGGUUUAGAAAUGAGCGGCUCCAACAUCCGUAUCUAUCUUGUUAAUUUGCAUGGUCAAGGUCGUAUCAGCACUCGUCAACAAAAAUAUGUCAUUCAUGACAGUCUCAAGAAAGGAGACAUCAACUCUGUAAUUGAUUUCAUGGUAGAGAGUGUGGACAGUUUCUUAUCUUUUGUCGGUAAGUAUGAAGUGAAGGAACCCUUGGCUCUCGGUUUUGUCCUGUCUUUCCCUCUCAAGCACACUGCUUUGAACAAGGCUUUCGUCCUUCAAUGGACCAAGGAUUUCGAAAUCACUGGCGCUGAUAAUAAGAAUAUUGCUGAACUUUUGCAGAUUGCUUUCAAGCGUCGCCAUAUCAAUGUCAACGUAGAGGCUGUUAUUAACGGUGCAGUAGGCUGCCUUUUGGCUCACAGCUAUCGUAGCUUGGAUACUUUAGUGGCCUGUACCAUCAGCACAGGUACAAAUGCUGCUUAUUGGGAAAAAUUUGAAAGCAUUAAAAAGAGCAAUGUCACAUUGCCCUCUGUUGAAAACGGCGAAAUGAUCAUCAACACCGAAUGGGGAUCGUUCGGUGACUUGAAUCCCGGUCUUUUGCCCCGUACUUUCUACGAUAACCGUGUCAAUCGUCAAUCGGUUAACCCCGGUGUUCAUCUCUUUGAAAAGAUGGUAUCUGGACUUUACUUGGGUGAGAUUGUUAGAAUCAUCAUGGUUGAUUUCCUUGACCGUCGUCUCUUAUUUGAUGGACAAUAUACCACGGAAUUGAAUACACCUUACUUCUUUGAAGCUUCCUACAUGAGUGCUAUUGGCUCUGAUGAUACUCCCGACUUGGAGGCUACAAAACACGUCUUGGAAUCCAUCAUGAAUCUUCCUUCGACCACACUCUCUGAUCGUAGAAUCGUCAGAACUAUCUGUGAACUUGUCUCUCGUCGUGCAGCUCGUCUUGUUGCUGCUGCUAUCAGCGCUAUCAUUGAGAAGAGAAAUUCUCUUGAACAAGGCUUAACUAUCAGUAUGGAAGGUUCCGUCUAUGAAAGUUUCCCCAACUUCCCUAGACGUGUCAAUGACGCUUUGAAGGCUCUCUAUGGCGAAAAUGUAAACCACAUCAAUCUUGGUGUUACUCGUGAUGGUAAUGGUAUCGGUGCUGCUAUAGCCGCUAUGAUUAAUAUUACCCAAAAGCAAUCAGCCUAA